Mycetomoellerius zeteki is the source of this 927-nucleotide messenger RNA. Its product is annotated as transcription factor Adf-1-like. The record is from RefSeq and is a predicted model, not a curated record. Gene Ontology annotation, biological process: regulation of transcription by RNA polymerase II. The coding region runs from base 1 to 927 and encodes 308 amino acids. The transcript is spliced from 2 exons. Gene Ontology annotation, cellular component: transcription regulator complex; nucleus. NCBI's taxonomy places the organism in Eukaryota, Metazoa, Arthropoda, Insecta, Hymenoptera, Formicidae.
AUGUCGGACAAAGAAAAUGAAAAUCACGUGGAUGAAGCUUUUGGCGAAUUGCUAACCAAUUUUGUACGACAAAAUCCUUGUCUUUACGACAAAAAAUGCAAAGAAUAUAAAGACAAGAACUUUGUUGCCGAUACAUGGAGCUCCAUCGCAAGUGCCUGCAAUAUGUCAGUUGAUACGGUGCAAAGACAAUGGAAAAUUCUUCGCAACCAAUUUACUCGAGAACAUCGCCUUAUGAUGACGUAUGAGCCAUCAGGUACAGGGAAUAACACAUCUAAGAGACCACGUAAGACAUGGUACUUGUACGACUCCCUUUUUUUUUUGGCAUCACAUGUGGCCCAUCGUAAUACAUGUAGCAACUUUGUACGAAGAAAUACAAUGAUGAAUCAAUCAUCGCCAUCAUCAUCAAAGUCUGCAUCACAAUUAACAUCGGUACCAUUAGCAUCUGAAACGUCUAGCACUCUGUGGAAUUCAGAUCUUGUUACUGUUAGCGAUGACUCAAAUGUUUCAACUUCAUUAAUAGAAAUAUCGCCAAAAGUUUCAACGGCUUCAGCAACUUCAACAACUUCAUCAACUUCAUUCAGUCAGCCAAAGUCGUCAGCUACUAGAAAGAAAAAUUUAAUUUCCCCACCACCUGAUCCAUUUGCAGUCCGGAAGAUGAAGGAAUCUCAGACAAACCAAGAACAGCUGUCUAAAAUGAUAUACGAGUACAGUACGUCUGAGAAUAUAAACAAGUUUAUGUAUAACUUAACAGAAAAACGUUCGCAAGCUGUCAGCGGUGAUGGAGAGGAAGCAGCAAUGGCGAAAACAUUAAUUUGUGCGUUGAAAAGAGUAAACUCCAAGUACAAAAUCCAGUGUUAUACGGAAUGUUUAUUUAUUAUAGAUAAAUAUCACAACAUGACAACAGAGGAAACAAUUCAAAAUCUAUAA